This is a messenger RNA of Malus domestica (apple), 690 nucleotides long. RefSeq lists its product as uncharacterized. The record is from RefSeq and is a predicted model, not a curated record. NCBI's taxonomy places the organism in Eukaryota, Viridiplantae, Streptophyta, Magnoliopsida, Rosales, Rosaceae.
AUGGAAACACAGAGCUAUCUCUCUCUUUCCUCGCUUUCAACAUACAAUUACAGAGAGCACAGAGCGAUAAACGCACACCUCCGUGGUCAUUCCAUAUUUGCUGGUAUAUCAGAUACACCAAAUAAUCUCUCCGUAUAUGAAAUGGGAAAUUGUGUGUUUAAAGAGCUUCGAGAGGCAGAAGAGAUGGUGAAAGUCGUGACAUACAGUGGGGGAAUAAUAGAGCUCUUUGCCCCCAUCACAACUAACUCUAUAACCAAUGAGUUCCCAGGCCAUGCCAUCUUCCACAGCCCUGACCUCUUCGCGCAACUUCCUCUCCACAACGAAGAGCUUCAUCCUAAAGAGCUUUACUAUCUCCUACCUCUCAACCCCUACAAAACCCCAAAAAAUCAUGAUAUUAAUGCAAACCCUAACGACAUUGUUUGUACACCGUAUCGCAUGUCAUGUGACAAUCAAGGCAAGAGGCCGGCAGAUCCUGAAGUUUUUCCGAGGUACAACAGUAGUGGGGUUUGGAAGGUGAAGCUGGUGAUAAGUCCAGAGCAGCUCUCUGACAUUUUGUCGCAGGAAGCUCGCACUGAGGCUUUGAUUAAAAGCAUGAGGAUAGUGGCCAAGUGUGGCACCGGAAGGAACUCAUCGGUGGCAAGUUCCGAUCAGUGGAGUCUGUCUAGUAGGUGGAAUGAGCUAUCAUCGUGA